Messenger RNA from Capsicum annuum, 1366 nucleotides. Its product is annotated as aspartic proteinase CDR1-like. Gene Ontology annotation, molecular function: aspartic-type endopeptidase activity. Gene Ontology annotation, cellular component: extracellular region. Lineage: Eukaryota; Viridiplantae; Streptophyta; Magnoliopsida; Solanales; Solanaceae. The record is from RefSeq and is a predicted model, not a curated record. Gene Ontology annotation, biological process: proteolysis. The transcript has a single exon. Bases 1 to 1317 code for a protein of 438 amino acids.
AUGGUGAUUAUUACUAAAGGUUUCACUCUUUUCCUUCAUUUAGUUCUUUUAUCUUUCUUUUAUCUUUAUUUGGUUUCUUUUCGUGAAAGUGUAAGUGGCUUUACUGUCGAUCUUAUCCACCGUGAUUCUCCUCUUUCACCUUUUUAUGACUCAUCAAAUACUCCAUAUGAACGGCUUCGAAAUGCCGUCCAUCGAUCAUCCUCCCGGGCUUCCUUGUUUAAGAAAACAUGUGUUAGCCCAAUCCAAUCGACUCUUACUGCAAGCGAUGGUGAAUACCUCAUGAAAAUCUCAAUUGGAACUCCCCCGGUAGACGCUUUUGUCAUUCUUGACACUGGUAGUGACUUGACAUGGAUACAAUGUGAGCCUUGUGUUGAAUGCUUCAAACAGUUAAGACCCAUUUUCAAUCCCAAGAAUAGCUCUUCUUACAAAACAAUUAGCUGUAAUACUAAACUUUGUCAACAAGUAUGGUCUCCGACUCCAUGUAACAAUAAUACAUGUAAUUAUAAAGUGACUUAUGCUGAUGGAUCCGCUACAUUAGGUGAUCUUUCUGUUGAAACUUUCAGAUUUUCUUCUACUUCUGGUAAACAUGUCUCAAUUCCUAAAAUUGCCUUCGGUUGUGGACAUAACAAUAGUGGAUUCUCUAAUACCACUUCUGGCCUCAUUGGAUUAGCUGGUGGCGAUGUCUCAAUUGUUAACCAAAUACAUCAAGAAAUCAAAGGGAAAUUCUCAUAUUGUUUGAUUCCAAUGGAAUUAUUAUCAAUUGAUUCCAAUGCAACUAGUCACAUCAGUUUUGGUGACAAUGCGGUUGUGUCUGGUCCUGGAGUCAUUUCAACUCCCUUGAUACCGGGACAAAGUUUAUAUUAUCUAACUUUGGAAAGUAUUAGCAUUGGAAACAAGAUUUUGCCAUUCAAAUCUUCUAAAAUUAGUUCCAACACUCAAGGUAAAAUUUUAAUCGAUUCAGGUACAUUACUUAGGUAUUUCCCUCACGAAUUUUACGCGAAAUUGGAGAAAACAUUGGUGGCUUCGAUUAAUGCUACUAGAAAACACGACACGUCAGGGUUUUUUAAUCUAUGUUACGCCUCUAAGAAUGAUAUUAUCAAUGCUCCUAAGAUUGUCGCACAUUUUGCAAAUGCAGAUGUAGAGUUGUCGCCAGCGAAUGUAUUUACACAACUGGAUGAAGGUUUGAUUUGUCUUACAAUUGUGCCUGAUGAGGCAAUGGCUAUUUUUGGGAACUUGGCACAGGCAAAUUUCUUAAUUGGGUAUGAUCUUGUGGCUAAACAAGUUUCAUUCUUGCCUAAAGAUUGCACGAAGCAUUAAGGAUUUUAGUUGCGGAUGGGGGUUGACAAGUUAUAUAUUUACUUAUACA